GGUUCUUAGGGGCGAGCUGCGGAGGCGGCGGCUCAGGCUCGCGCCGGCUGCAGUGGCCGCCCCGGGAGCGCAGCCAUGAACCCCAACUGCGCGCGUUGCGGCAAGAUCGUCUACCCCACCGAGAAGGUCAACUGCCUGGACAAGUUCUGGCAUAAAGCAUGUUUCCACUGCGAGACUUGCAAGAUGACCUUAAACAUGAAGAACUACAAAGGCUACGAGAAAAAGCCGUAUUGCAACGCACACUACCCGAAGCAGUCCUUCACCAUGGUGGCCGACACUCCAGAGAAUCUGCGCCUAAAGCAGCAGAGUGAGCUUCAGAGCCAGAUUCGCUACAAGGAGGAAUUUGAGAAGAACAAGGGAAAGGGCUUCAGCGUGGUGGCUGAUACCCCCGAGCUGCAGAGAAUCAAGAAGACUCAGGAUCAGAUCAGCAACAUAAAGUACCAUGAGGAAUUUGAGAAGAGCAGGAUGGGUUCCAGCUCUGGUGAAGGUGGAGAGAUGGAGCGCAGGAACUCUCAGGAUGGCGCCAACUACAGGAGACCCGCGGAACAGCAGCAGCACCACCAGCAACCUCAUCACAUCCAGCCCAGCAACCCUGCCUACCAGCAGCAGCAGCAACAGCCUCCAUCUCAUUCCUAUGGCUACAAGGAGCCUGCCGCUUCAGUCUCUAUACAGCGUAGUAUCCCUUCCGGAGGAGGGAAGCGGUUCCGUGCUGUCUAUGACUACAAUGCAGCUGAUGAAGAUGAGGUCUCCUUCCAAGACGGUGACACCAUCAUCAACGUGCAGCAGAUAGAUGAUGGCUGGAUGUAUGGCACCGUGGAGCGCACAGGGGACACCGGCAUGCUCCCAGCCAACUAUGUGGAGGCCAUCUGAGCCUUGAGGAGAAGGGGGGACACAACCCAACACCCAAAGCACCCCGCUCGCACUGGGGCCCCCCCAUCGCGUGUGCGUGUCUCAUCCAGCACCCUUCUGCCAUUCCUCCACCAGAGCUGCAUCCCUCUCAUGUCCAUACUUUGUGUUCUGAAACUCUGCAGCCGUCUCCCGGUUUCUCUUGCCAAUGUAGCUUUUGUUUCAUAGAUCCCAUAGCUCUGUUGAGACUCUGCAGGAGAUCUGUCUAGUGACCACACCAUAUGACCCGACAGCCCAAACCAUUGCAGCUUUUCUCCCCCCUCCUACCUCUUCCUUGUAACUGUCAAGGGGUUUAGGGCACCAGUUGGGGGCCCUGCCUCUCCAGGGGCACUUUCUGACUGGUGGAAACAGGUUGAGUCACUGGGAUCCUAAACACUGGGAGAAUCCCAGCUAACCCCCCCACCCCCCAAACAGGAGCAAAUUCAUCCAUCUCUACUAGGGACCAAGCCAAGCAGUUAGAGUAACAAGGGACCAAUGACUGAGGGGGUUGCUGCCUAGCGGCAGGGGUGAGGAGGGCUUGUGGCCUGCUUUCUGCCUGAUUAACUAGGGUUUCUGUUCUUCAGAGCCACAAGCAUCUCCUGUCUGGAGCUGGUAACACCCUGGCCUGUGCAGCUUUUGCUCUGGGCCACUUCCUAGUUUCCACAUCUAUCUCUUGUCCACUGCUAAACAUUCCCAGUGAGUUGUUCUCCCCAUCAGCCUUUCACCACUACAACUUUUAGUGAAAACUUUUUUUUUUUAAUCUUUUCAUGACCUGAGUCAGUAGAUCCAAAAGGCUCUUGAAGAGGCCUUGUGCUUAGUUCUGUCUUGUUUUUGGUUGAUCAUUGUUCUGUGCUGCCUGUCCUCCAUGGCACUGAGGUCUGUAAGGUCCAGUGGGGGGAUGGAGGCAGCUGUGGCAGGGAGCAAGGGGGUCAGAACCUAAUCCUGAGACCUAUGGACCCCCUUUACCCUCAAGUCUUUCACAGGUCUGGGAGGGGUUGGCAUCUGCAGCAGGGACCACAGCACAGCACUGAAUAUUAGCCCAUGGCUGCUUCUGUCUGAGGGCUCCAUGCCUUGAAGUGGGGGGUAAGGAUGGGCAGGGGAGACUCUACUUUUCCCCAAACUGGGACACUGCUGCCAAGCAAGAGGAAUAGUCACUGGCAAGCUUCCUGCCAUUCUGUAGCUGCAGCUGGGCCUUCUGUCUCCAGGGACCCUGCUCACUGUCAUGCCUGACCCCUUCUUGCAGUCAGCUGGAGCAGGCACACACUUGACAGCAAUUGCUUCUAGCCUCAGUGGCAAUUUCGGCCAUAGUAAGAUGUGCGUAUAGCUCAGAUCUUACUUUCUGUCCACAAACAAACCAAGCCAAGGGCAAAAUAAACCGUUGCCCCAUUUCCUUCAGCCAUUUGUGCUGGGAACAAAGGGCAGGUGAUGUGGAAAUGGUUUUUGCUGGGGCUGUGGGUUCUCUUUAGGCUUCACAAUAAAGGUGAAGACUGGGAUUUUUAUCUCCACCAAGGUGCGGUUCCUCUCUGCUUUUAGGUUGACGUGUGCCUCAUGCUGCUGUGGAGUUCAGCAGGUGCUACUAAAGGGUCUGUGGACUGGAGAACAGGAAGGGGGGCCAAGUUGGAGAACCAGUGCUCUCCACAAGAGGUUCUCUUGGCCUGAUACUUCAGCCACCACCCAUUAGAAAGAGCAGUGAGAGCCAGCUAGUGCCACUGUGCUGCUUGCUUCCCUCCCCCUCUCCCCAUCCCCGGGCAGGCAUGCUAGUUCGCCUUACAUUCCAUUUCCAGCCUUUUUCCCCUGAAGAAGACAAGCAAUGGACAAGCGUGCUCAGCCCUUGCCUUCUGCACUCUCUCCUUGAUCUGUGCCAGCAGUAGAUGUCUGAGGCUGCUACUGGCUUGGAUCACAUCCUGGACCAAAACUUCAAAGCACAACCCCUGCCCUCUUUCUGGUUUGAACUAAGAGCUCUGGGAACCAAAUAGCAGGGGCAACUAUAACUGGAAAUCUCUAUGCAGGGAGGGCAGAAAGGAUGGUGCUGCGUUAUCCUGGGUUUAAGGCACUUGAGCAUUUGAGGAUGGUGGUGAAGCAGCCCCUUCUCCAGCUCAGUCCACUGGGGAGCCCCCUCCACCUCACAAACUAGUUAUGCCAUCCUGUUUGGCUUGGCCUAAUGGGGCCUACAUUCCCUGGUGCCUUUCUCUUACCCAAGAACUCCACGCAACUUAAUGGGUCUGUGGAAUAACAUAGACCACUGCUCCAUUCCUGAGAAGGCUGCAUAUGGUGUGGCCAGUGAGGUGGUCUCAGCUAGGCCCAAGGGUCUCUUUUUAAUGGAUUGAGUUGCUACCAGGCUUCUUGAAAGCAAGUCCUGAGCCCCAGUGAGGUGCCAUUAGCUCCCAAAACCUUCCAGAUAGGUCACCCCUCCCUCAUGGGGUAAGGGGAUGGGGGCAGAGGACCACAUGUUUACAAGUGUACUGUGCCAGGCUUUAACUCUCCUGGCACCUUGACCAAUGGGACCAUUUACACCUUGAUGGGAGAAACUGGAUAUUAGACAGAGGUGGCCAGACCCCUGGAAGGAUGCAGACUGCCAUAGACUAUCAGUUGCCCACUAGCACAAGGAUACUGGGCUACAGACAAAUCCCUGUCUCUUUCUCCUCUUCCCCCCAUAGUGGUGCUCGUGCCCAAGGUGAGGGGAAAGAGUCUAGGAGCCAGGGGCCACCUGGCUAAGUGUUGUAUGGAGAUUAGGGAUCUUUCUGCCUUUUAUUAUCGUAAUUAUUAUUAUUAUUUUUUUUUUUUUGGCUUUUCCUUGCAAACCAUUCUGAAAAUGGGGACAGCCAGCUUUUGGCAAGCAAAAAAAUUUCACAUCCUCCCUUCUCUUGAGUUCUUGCUGUUUCCCUUCUCUCAAAAGCACAGUGGAAACAAAACUGGCAAAAAAACAAAAACCUGAAUUGAAGAUGCGUUGUCUCUUUUAUACCGUGGGGGCCUAGGGGUGGGAUGCAGUAGUGUGUGCAAAAACCUCUGGCUCGGAUUCCUCUCACGCUGCUGUAGUAAGAGCGCCAAUCUGGGAAGAGGGUCUCUGGAGCCCAGGGAUCCAUUGGCUGAAGAGUGACAAGUCAGUCGCGUCCCAAAAGGGGAAGAUGCAGCCAGGAGUGAGAAUGAGCCUGGGUGGGGUGGGGAAAUGAGAACCUCUGAUUUUCUCUUUUAUUUUAAUCUUUUUUUAAACCAGCUUUCCUAGCAGGCUAAGGACUUGCAGGGGUAUUGGGAGGGAGUGUGGGAGGGGAUGCAGUCAACUGGGAUGUGGUUCUUGAGGGCAGGUCCCACAUGGCUGAGAUGGGCUCUGGGGAACUGGAAUCCCUGUUGGUGCUAAAACACGUGAGCACAGGAGCUGAAGAAGGGGAGAGGUGAAUAUCCUUUACUGCUAAUGCUGUUCUUAAAGCUAGUUAUGGGGGGAGGAGGAAUAACAAUGUGAAUAAACUUUUUUUAAUGGACCAAAUAAAUCAAGGAAAUUGAGUUUUGGUAUAAAACUUUUUUAAUGCUACCUUGAGUCUGUUGUCAUUCUCUCCCCUUUCAUCCAUCUGCCCCUUCUCUCCUGCCAUGGGAAACAAACCUCUUUACUGCUUGAUUUCUGCCUUCUCUCUGACUUAUGCACUUUUUUGCCUUUUUUCAUAGCUGAAAAGCACCUAAACCUGUAUUUAAAAUAAAUAGAGAAAAUGU
This is a messenger RNA of Gavialis gangeticus (Gharial), 4587 nucleotides long. It is a transcript of the gene LASP1, whose product is annotated as LIM and SH3 protein 1. Gene Ontology annotation, cellular component: focal adhesion. The coding region runs from base 76 to 870 and encodes 264 amino acids. The record is from RefSeq and is a predicted model, not a curated record. The transcript is spliced from 7 exons. NCBI's taxonomy places the organism in Eukaryota, Metazoa, Chordata, Crocodylia, Gavialidae. Gene Ontology annotation, molecular function: actin filament binding.